AUGAACAGACGCUCGGGCUAUUCAUGCUCAUGCUCCCCACCUUCCUCACACAAGCACCAUGCCUCAUCGCAUCCCACCAGCAGUGCUUUCAGUGCCAGCGCGAACCCAGACGAGGAUUGGACAAAGAUCACGGAUCUCGCUGAGCGGAGGAGAAUUCAGAAUCGCAUUGCCCAGAGAAAUUACAGAAAGAAGCUGAAGAAGCGUCUCGAGGAUCUGGAACGCCGUGCAGCUUCCAGCUCAGCUUCCCCCUCGCCUGAAGUCAAAUACGUGGAUCUAGAUCUAUCCAACCUGCCUGCUUUCAAGGGGUCUUCGCACAUCUCUCACGUCCAAGAAAGCAACGACAUCGGCGGCCGUGCCUAUACAUCCAAUGGUUACGAAUAUUCCUAUUCGCAGGCGCCGGACGAUAAGAGAAUGUUCUCGUACCAACAUACUCGUCAGCUCUCCACAUCUCCUCCACCAUUCAACUACCAAGCCUAUCCAUCUAUCGAGCAAGGUCAAUUCGCUCCUUCGAUGUCGAGUUACAUGACAUAUCCUAUUCCCGUCUCUUCUUCAUGCAUGGUGCCUCCCUCGACAAUGACAUACCAGACAAGUAUGCCGGCCAUCAUCAAGCCAGAGGUGUAUGAAGAGGAUGAUAUGAACCCCUUCAGCUUGAGUUACGCUUCCAUGGCUGGCGUGGACGUGGCCAGCCAAUUCGCUUACCAGACACCCGCUGUUCACACUCCAGCAUUGUCAGAUAGCUUCGAACCUUCGAUAACCAGCUCACCCCCCUAUGAUUACAUGACUUUUCCACGAACACCCCUCUCACUUCCUCUGACGCCGCCCCUCCGGGGAGGCAACAGAUGA
Aureobasidium namibiae CBS 147.97 is the source of this 843-nucleotide messenger RNA. RefSeq lists its product as uncharacterized. The record is from RefSeq and is a predicted model, not a curated record. Gene Ontology annotation, biological process: regulation of DNA-templated transcription. Lineage: Eukaryota; Fungi; Ascomycota; Dothideomycetes; Dothideales; Saccotheciaceae. The coding region runs from base 1 to 843 and encodes 280 amino acids. The transcript is spliced from 3 exons. Gene Ontology annotation, molecular function: DNA-binding transcription factor activity.